GCCCCGACGUAAUAGAUUCGUACUACGAAUCCCGAAAAAAGGUAUCAUAGCUCCGUUCGUAUCGAAAAAUUCUGCUACGAAAUUCGGAGUUCUGAAAAUUGGUAUCACUAGCCCCGAAUGAAUAGUAAGUUUGACAGAUUUUUCUACGAACAGAUUUUUAUGUAGGAAUAAUUAAAAACUAGACAUAACAGUUUUGUCUACCAAAGUGAAUGGAUACAAAUCGACAAAAAUGUCCAAAAAAGUAAUUACAAACAAAACACAGUACCAACGGCUAUUGGAUUUGCUCCAAGAAAACCCUGAAAUUGCUCAAGGGUACACAAAAGCAACAAAAGAGGAAGUCGCCGCCUUUUGGGAUACAGUAAAAGAAGAACUAAACAGCCUUGGUCCACCUUUAAAGGAUGCCAGCAGCUGGAGGAAGGUAUGGUUAGACUGGAAGGCGUAUAUUAAAAGAAAACUAGUAGAAAAUAAAAAAGAAAUCAAGGCUACAGGUGGUGGAAUGAACAGAACGCAUUCUUUUUCAGACCUUGAAGAAAUUGUUAUCAAGUUAACUGGUCUUGAAACAUCAACAAGUGAAUUUAAAAGCUCUCGUUCGUUUGGCAUCAACAGUUCUUUGGAAGAUCAAAAUCAACAACUUAACGAAGUUGUUGUUGAAGAUAAUCAAAAUCCAGAUGUGUCGAUGUCCUCAGACGUUGCUGAUUCGGGAAGUGUUCGUCAACGCCGGCGUCUUCCAACCACUUUUCAACAAAGCCACUCAAACGAUACCGCCUGCCUUUUGCGGGAACAAAUGAAACUUCAAAAGGAAUUUUAUCGUCAAUCAGAAAUUUUUUGGGAAAAGCAAAAUAAAAAUGCAGAUGAUAUCUCAAGCAGCUUGCGUCGUAUAAAUAGAGGAGUGGAAAAACUCUCUGAAUUAAAGAAAAAAUGUCUUAAAGAGUCCCAGAGACAUAACAAGAUAAAAGAAGAACUCUUGCAGCGUAAAAUUGAGCUAAAACUUAAAGUUCUUGAAAUCGAGGAGUCAAAAUAUUAAGUUUUUAUUUUGUUUAUGAAUUCUGAAUGUGAUAUUUGAAAUGUAACUUUUUUUAAGUGUUUAUUUUGAAAGUAUUUAUUUUUGUAUGUUUUGAAUUACAAAAAAUAAAAAUGAACUGGAUUUU
Eupeodes corollae is the source of this 1148-nucleotide messenger RNA. RefSeq lists its product as uncharacterized. Lineage: Eukaryota; Metazoa; Arthropoda; Insecta; Diptera; Syrphidae. The transcript is spliced from 3 exons. The coding region runs from base 230 to 1024 and encodes 264 amino acids. The record is from RefSeq and is a predicted model, not a curated record.